AUGAAACGUCAAAUGAGAAUUUAUAAACCCAGUAGCAGUAGUCGGGAGUUGAAUAUGCAAAUACCAAGAAAAAUGAGUAGUGCACAAACUGUAAUGGCAAGUAUUACACGUACACUUGCAACGCGUAAUGACCCUCAUGGAAAAGCUUCAAACGAAGUGAAACUUGCUGGUGAAGAAAGUAAAGACAAAUUAUAUGAACCGAAACACCGUAAAAAAGUAUUUCGUGUUAUGACUGUUAUUGCGUAUAUUAUACUAGUUAGCUCAGCGGCUAUUAUUUUGUCACUGUUCUAUGUUUUUAUUUGGAACCCAACUGAUUAUCGGUUACUAAUAAGACGAGCUAAAUUAAAUAAUUCAACGAAACUUGCUGAGUGCCUGAAUUCAGUGUCACCUGGUACAUUAGAUGAGCUUGCGUUGAGAGUGCAUGAACUCAACGAGGACAAAACAAGUUCAAAUGGAACAGAAUUUAUGAAUAAAUUAAAAUCAAUGUACACAACGAGUAAUGAUAAAGAAAAUCUUCAAGAUCCAAUAAGAGUCGAAACAACUGUCGAAUUAACGUCGACUACUGAUUCAUUUAUAUCAAUUGUUCAAGAAGAGACAUCUAAAUCGUACGAUGCCGAUAUUGAUAAAAGCGUUUUACCAGAACGAUAA
This is a messenger RNA of Cotesia congregata, 648 nucleotides long. Lineage: Eukaryota; Metazoa; Arthropoda; Insecta; Hymenoptera; Braconidae. The record is from the annotation of a GenBank genome assembly.